Molecule: messenger RNA, 725 nt
Organism: Stylophora pistillata
Lineage: Eukaryota; Metazoa; Cnidaria; Anthozoa; Scleractinia; Pocilloporidae
Biological process (GO): protein phosphorylation; positive regulation of kinase activity; cell surface receptor protein tyrosine kinase signaling pathway
Cellular component (GO): plasma membrane; signaling receptor complex
Molecular function (GO): transmembrane receptor protein tyrosine kinase activity; protein binding; ATP binding
Source: RefSeq, a predicted model, not a curated record
CGACAGUCUUCUACAGUGUCUUUACGACAUAGAAAUGUGCUAUCACAGCGGAGUCAGUAACCGUCAAAGACAACACAGCUUUGUGGAAACAAUCAAACAGAGGAAGUAGGAUGCAGUUCGUGUUCGUCACUUCAUGUAUCAUUUUACUGCUGGGCUUCACGCUCUCGGCAUCCCGGUUCUCAAACCAUAGGUGCGACAUUGCAAACUGGUGGGCGAGCUUAGAUAGGAAAGCAUGGUCUGUUUGUCCCAAAACCAACACCUACCUCCGAGGAUUUUGGAGGAGUGCUUAUAAACCGGGAGACGAAAGAGUUGGACGCCUGGAAGAGGGAAGGUGCUGCGAUGCUGUGCUGCCCCAAUAUGCAGGCCAACUGGCAACGUGUUCAGAUGUGGACUUGUCAGACAAGUUUAAUCAGCAAAACGUCUGGGCGCUUUGUCCUCACGGUUAUUUCAUGAAUGGCCUCAGACUUGGUUUUGCCCCUCCUGCGUUUUUGAACAACAUAGACGAGGCAAAAUGUUGUCGUCCACAGAACCAUCCCAGAAGUUAUGAAAAAUGUUACGAUGAAGAUGUUACCGUUCCAUUUGACAAAAAAGGAUGGAGUGAAUGCCAGAAGGACGAGUUUUACAUGACCGGUUUCUACAAAAGUAGAUGUGAUGAGCUCAACUGUAUUGAGAAGUUCAAAUGUUGCAAGAUGAAAGUUGGUAAUAUUCUUUGCUUACGUGAUUAA